UAUGCUCAGGGAAAUGUGAUGGAAAAUAGAUAUUUACAAGCAACAGAGGAGUCUAACAAGUGCAUUGCUGAAAAUGCAGUUUUUCCUUGUUUUUGAAUUAAAAGAAUCUGGAUUUUAACUUUCUUUUUUGGGAUCCUUUUUGUUUUUCUUUCUGCAAAGCAAGACACAAUCAUGCACUUGGUCAAAGUUCCUUGCAGUGAGAGCUCUAACCCCAAGCAACGGGGUGUGCAAAAACAGGAUAAAAUCCCUUCAAAGUUUCAAAGACCUAGCACAGGUCAAAAAGUGUAUCCAUCAGGUAUGUGCUGGAGCCUGAGGUCAAACGAAGCAGUGGAACUGAAACAUUUCAAGCAGUUCCUAAUCGUGCACACGCAGUCCUUGCAGGAAACAGUCAAAGCAGAGACUGGAAUGCUGUACAGGAAUCUGGGAAAAUCAGGACUUAGAGUAUCGUGUUUGGGUCUUGGAACUUGGGUUACAUUUGGAGGUCAAAUUUCAGAUGAGGUGGCUGAACAGCUAAUGACAAUCGCGUAUGAAAACGGAGUCAAUCUUUUUGAUACCGCGGAGGUCUAUGCAGCUGGCAAAGCUGAAGUCAUAUUGGGGAAUAUCAUCAAGAAAAAAGGCUGGAGGAGGUCAAGUCUUGUGAUAACCACCAAGCUGUACUGGGGAGGAAAAGCAGAAACAGAGAGAGGUCUUUCCAGGAAACACAUUAUUGAAGGGUUAAAAGGCUCUCUACAGAGACUGCAGCUCGAGUAUGUAGAUGUUGUCUUUGCAAAUCGACCGGACAGUAAUACCCCAAUGGAAGAGAUCGUUAGGGCAAUGACAUACGUGAUUAACCAGGGAAUGGCCAUGUAUUGGGGAACAUCCCGAUGGACUGCAAUGGAGAUCAUGGAGGCCUACUCAGUAGCAAGGCAGUUCAAUAUGAUCCCACCAGUGUGUGAACAGGCUGAGUAUCACCUUUUCCAAAGAGAGAAGGUUGAGGUACAGCUUCCAGAGCUCUACCACAAAAUAGGUGUUGGCGCAAUGACCUGGUCUCCUCUAGCCUGUGGAAUCAUCACUGGCAAGUAUGAGAAUGGAGUUCCAGAGACUUCGAGGGCUUCUAUUAAGUCCUACCAGUGGUUGAAAGAUAAAAUUGUGUGUGAUGAUGGGAGGAAACAGCAAGCUAAACUGAAGGAUCUUUCGCUGAUAGCAGAACGACUUGGAUGCACAUUACCCCAGUUGGCAGUAGCCUGGUGUCUACGUAAUGAGGGUGUAAGCUCUGUCCUUCUGGGAACAUCCAAUCCAGAACAGCUUACAGAAAACCUUGGGGCUAUACAGGUACUUCCAAAGAUGACCUCUCACAUUGUAGGAGAUAUUGACCAUAUAUUGGGGAACAAACCAUACAACAAGAAGGACUACAGAUCCUAAAGUGAGGAAAUGGUGGCUGAUUAAAAAACAAAAGUACCCAAAUUUACACCACCUGAUCAGUAUCUGGUCAUUGCAACUCCCAGCUAUCCUGUGCUCAGUCUGCAAAAUGCUGGGCUCCUGUAGAUGCAUGCUCUCUCUAAAAUAAAUGUGCCUAAAUUAUAAAAAGCACAUCUCAAAAGAUUAAAAUCUAAUCGAUAGAACAAGGAUAUUCUUGUAUUUUCUUAAAUCUAUAAACUUCUUAUACUGCAGUUGGCUUCUUUUCAUUAUCACACAAUGUAAAAUGUAAAUAUUUAAUAACAGCAGAAAUGUUUCUUUGCUUGUGUAUACUGUAGCUAUGAAAAUUAAUAUUUCCUUAGACGCUACGGUAGGAUAGUAUUAGACACACCUGUUUUGAGGAUGUUAAGAAAACAGUGAAUCUGCUUUUCUGGCAGUGGAGGGGACGUUGAUUUACUGAUUGCUUUCCCCAGUGCAACAUUGUUAUUACAAAAUAAGUUACAAUCAGUCAUAAAAUGGCAAUCAGACCAGACAAUGGAAGAAAUUCAUUAACCCUUUCAUCUAUUGCAGCAAGCUUUGUACAUCACAGAUGCAGAAAACAAAACAUGAAAAGCUUGUCAUUUUAAUUCUAUUAAUACUAUGUCUAUUAUUAAUGUGUGUUGAUACAUAAGAUAAAACCGACCAUAUGUUUAGCCUGCGUAGAUUAGAAAUCUGCCUUGUUCUAGAAUGGUUUUCCUGAAAGCUGCAGUAUGGAUUGUUACUGUAGCAGUGAGAGUGUAUCAGAAGCAUCGAUAUUAAGAACCCAAAGACCAACUUUAUACAAAUGUAUGAAUAAUGCUUGUUUUCGGGCUUUUGGCCAAGCAGUACUGCAUGUUGAGGUAUGUAGAUGGUUCUUGCAAAAGUAAUUUAAGGUUUCCUGUUAGAAUCAUUUUAACCUUCCCCUAAGGGAUAACUGAACCACAUCUUGCAGUAUUUAUCAUAUAGCACACAGUAGAGAUGCAAUUGUAUAUAAACUUUGUUCUGUAAUUCAUACAGCAGCACAUUGAGCAAAAGUGGAUUUCAAGCUUUACAGAGCACCCUGCUGUUUAAGAGACACUUUUUUUUUUAACCUUUGCUGUAUCUUGUGUUGUCAUAUGCUUAAAUUAAAACUGAGAAACAUGUUCCCUCCUAAUUUAACCCAUGAUGUGUGAAACAAAAAUAUAACAGCAAUCAAGAUUGUUGAAAUAAUGUGUCUCCGAUAUGGACAACAGUUACAGCAAAGGUUAAAAAAUGCUCUUGUAAACACUGCAGGAUGUUCUGCAACACUAAUAAAUACUUUGUUAUUUGAAUACCUGGUGUUUAUUUAUUUUUUUACAUCUCUUGUUGACUUGUGCUUAUUUAAAUACUUUAACCAUAAUCAUUACCAUACUUGCCCCAUUUACAGUUUUGGAGCAAAAAAAUAAGUAACAAAAAUAAUUUAUAUCAACUGUCAAUACCUUGAGCAAGCACAUAGAAAAUGUCACUGGUUAUUACAUAUUUCACAGAAAUAGGGUUUGCUACAUUUUUAGAUUUUUUGCUCAUACAUAUAGUUAAAUAUUUUGGUACUUUCAGCCUACUAUAUAGAGUGCCUUGAUUGAAAACUAUUUAUGCCAGCAUAAAUGAACGCUCUGUGGCAAUGGUAGCUGACCUGGUUUCCA
Polyodon spathula (Mississippi paddlefish) is the source of this 3071-nucleotide messenger RNA. Its product is annotated as voltage-gated potassium channel subunit beta-1. The record is from RefSeq and is a predicted model, not a curated record. The transcript is spliced from 14 exons. Lineage: Eukaryota; Metazoa; Chordata; Actinopteri; Acipenseriformes; Polyodontidae. The coding region runs from base 172 to 1401 and encodes 409 amino acids. Gene Ontology annotation, biological process: negative regulation of delayed rectifier potassium channel activity; transmembrane transport; potassium ion transport. Gene Ontology annotation, molecular function: voltage-gated potassium channel activity; transmembrane transporter binding; potassium channel regulator activity. Gene Ontology annotation, cellular component: voltage-gated potassium channel complex; extrinsic component of cytoplasmic side of plasma membrane; membrane.